CGUGUUCGAAUAAUGUUUUUUUCGCCAGACCAUGUUGUUUGAAUUAUGAUUCUUUCAAUACAACAGAAACAUGUAUGGAAAAUUCUUAUCACAUCAUUGAUCAAACAAAAUUGUCGACAACGAUGGCAAAAUUUUUCGUCUUCGAAUCGAGGCCAUGAAGUUCGAUUCCAAUUCAGUAAUAGUCGAUUAUUGAAAAUUUCUACCGGUAAAUUGGCCAAACUAGCUGAUGGUUCAGCUGUUUGUACGAUCGGUGAUACGAAUGUUAUGGUUACAGCGGUGGGAAUAUCACCAACCAAAGUUGGUGGAUCCGCUGGUUUCGUUCCAUUGACAGUGGAUUUUCGACAAAAAGCCGCUGCAGCUGGUCGAAUUCCGAUGCAUCAUUUAAGACGUGAAACUGGCAUCAGUGAAAAAGAAAUACUAACAUCACGAAUUAUUGACCGAUCGAUUAGGCCAUUGUUUCCACGUGGAUUAGUUGGUGAAACUCAAAUUAUUUGUAAUAUUUUAUCAUUAGAUGGUCAAAAUGAUCCAGAUAUUUUGGCCAUCAAUGCUGCAUCAGCUGCAUUGGCCAUUUCAGAUAUUCCAUGGAAUGGUCCGAUAGGAGCUGUACGUGUUGCUUUGGAUCAAAAUUAUGAUGUCAUAACAAAUCCAACUAGAAAAGAAAUGAAUGAUGCACGUAUGAAUCUUGUAUUGGCUGUCACUGAAACUGGAAAUGUUCUUAUGAUGGAAGCAUUUGCCAAUGAACCUGUAUUGGAACAACAUUUAAUCAAAUCGAUUUCAAAAGCAAUACGAGAAUCAAAAAUUAUCAUACAAAAUAUUCGUCAACUACAAAAAGAAAUAGGAAAACCAAAACGCUGUGUGGAAGAGAUUCCAAUGCCUAAUGAGCAACAUUUCCAAGCUAUAAGAAUGUUGGCCGAACAACGAAUAUUGGAUGUGUUUUCCAAUCAUUCACAUGAUAAAUUUUCACGUGAUCAAGCAUUAAAAGAAAUUUCAGGACAAGUUAUGACAACAUUAAAUGAAGAAUUCGCCGAUGAUACGUCACAAUUAUUGCAGGAUGCUUUUACUACUGUGAUCAAACAGAUAUAUGCUCAAAUGGUUCAAAAAACCGGCAUCCGUUGUGAUGGACGUACGGUGGAUGAACUUCGACCUAUUCAUUGUGAAGUUGAUCUUUUUCGACCAGUUCAUGGAUCGGCAUUGUUUCAACGUGGACAAACCCAAGUACUUUGUACGACUACAAUAGAUUCACAAGAUUCUACAUGGCGUGCUGAUAACAUCUCGGCAUUAAUUAAUGGAAUCAAAGAAAAAAAUUUUAUGCUUCAUUAUGAAUUUCCAAAAUAUGCUACCAACGAAAUAGGUCGAUCCGGUAUAGUUGGAAGACGUGAAAUUGGUCAUGGAGCAUUAGCUGAACGUGCAUUACGGCCAAUCAUUCCCAAUGAUUCACCAACAACACGUGAUUUUACCAUUCGAUUACUUUGUGAAGUACUCGAAUCAAAUGGUUCUAGUUCAAUGGCAAGUGUAUGUGCCGGUAGUUUAGCAUUACUUGAUGCUGGUAUUGAAAUUUCUGCACCUGCAUCAGGUGUAGCCAUUGGCCUUCUGAAAUCACCGAAAAUUGGAAACGAUGAAAAUCAAGAACAAGAACAUAUUAUUCUUACGGAUAUCAGCGGAUUAGAAGAUUUUUUUGGUGAAAUGGAUUUCAAAAUUGCCGGCACAAGAAAAGCAUUCACGGCAUUACAAAUGGAUUGUAAACUAGAAGAAGGUAUAUCAUUCAAAAUACUUUAUGAAGCUAUACAAAAAUCUAAUCAAGCACGAAGUCAUAUAUUGAACAUAAUGAAUAAUGUCAUAAUGGAACCGAGAAAAAAACCCAAAGAAACAAUGCCAAUGGUUGAACGGAUACAGGUACCGAUUAAUUUACGUUCCAAAUUUCUUGGUGUCGGUUGGUCACAAGCGAAAAAAUUAAUGGCCGAAACUGGUGUCAGUAUCAGUCAAGAUUUAGAAGAUAUUGAUAAAUUCAAUAUUUUUUCGCCAAAUGAAUCGGCAAUGAAUGAGGCAAAAGAAUUGAUUGAAAAAAUUCUUCAUGAACCUAAUGUACCGGAAUUGGAAUUCGGUGCCAUCUAUCAAUGUAAAGUUGUCGAGAUCAAUGAUAAUGGUAUUAUGGUACAAUUACAUCCGGCAAUGAAACCAGUGUUUCUACAUUUAUCACAAUUAGACCUUCGAAAAGUUGAUCAUCCAUCCGCAUUAGAUAUUGAUGUUGGUAGCCAGAUUUCUGUUAAAUAUUUUGGUCGUGAUCCAGUAUCUGGCCAGAUACGAAUAUCAAGAAAAGUGUUACAAGCACUUGAAUCACAAGUGAAGAAUUUUAUUAAAUAAAAUAAUAAAAUUUUUUUUUUUUGAUGAUAAAUAAUUAACCAAGGUUUCACUGUUUAUUUUAAAAUGCGAGUAAAUACUGUAAAUACUGAGCACAGAAUUGGUAGUGGUUCAUCAUAUGGAUAUCAAAAAUUCAAUUCGGUUUUUUCAUUCAAUUCCAAAUGCUUCUGCCAAUGGAUGGACUGGACAACUCUUAAGGAGAUUGAGGAAGCGCGCUUGACAGUUGAACUUUUUUUUAUCCAUCCAAAAAAACGUUUUGUGUGUGUGU
Molecule: messenger RNA, 2626 nt
Organism: Dermatophagoides farinae (American house dust mite)
Lineage: Eukaryota; Metazoa; Arthropoda; Arachnida; Sarcoptiformes; Pyroglyphidae
Source: RefSeq, a predicted model, not a curated record